AUGCACGGGGAGUGGGCCCAGGUCUCCAACCUGACCAGUACUGCCCUUCUUCCAGAAGCACGAGGAGUGGGCCCAGAUACCCGUGAGUUCCUGCCUCCAGAUACCCGUGAGUUCCUGCCUCCAGAUACCCGUGAGUUCCUGUCUCGAGAUACCCGUGAGUUCCUGCCUCCAGAUACCCGUGAGUUCCUGCCUCCAGAUACCCGUACCCGUGAGUUCCUGUCUCCAGAUACCCGUGAUUUCCUGCCUCCAGAUACCCGUGAGUUCCUGUCUCCAGAUACCCAUGAGUUCCUGUCUACAGAUACCCGUGAGUUCCUGUCUACAGAUACCCGUGAGUUCCUGUCUCCAGAUACCCGUGAGUUCCUGUCUCCAGAUACCCGUGAGUUCCUGUCUCCAGAUACCCGUGAGUUCCUGUCUCCAGAUACCCGUACCCGUGAGUUCCUGUCUCCAGAUACCCGUGAGUUCCUGCCUCCAGAUACCCGUGAGUUCCUGUCUCCAGAUACCCGUGAGUUCCUGUCUCCAGAUACCCAUGAGUUCCUGCCUCCAGAUACCCGUGAGUUCCUGUCUCCAGCGUUCCUGACUCCGAAGAGGCCUCUCUACCUGCUGUCCUCUCCUGAGGCGGAGCUAGGGGUGGGGCUAGAGGCGGGGCUAGAGGCGGAGCUAGGUGAUGUCAGCCAAAAACUGUUCUCCACGCCCCGCCCACCAAACCUCCGCUCAACGAUACGGGGGAGCACUCAUCUGAGUGUGUGUUCGUUAGACGGAGAGCUGUCUGAUGACCAGAAGGUGUUUUCGGAGUGUAACCAGACAGGACCUCUGGGCUUCCAGGACUGUCUCCCAGCAGCCAGGAUGAAGCUCUGUAGGAAGAUCGGAGAGGGGACCUUCGGAGAGGUCUUCAGUACCACCAACACCUCUGGAGACGCCGUCGCUCUCAAGAUUAUCCCAGUAGAAGGAUGUGACCAGGUGAAUGGAGAGGAACAGAAAACCUUUGGAGAAAUCCUCCACGAGAUUAUCAUCUCCAAGGAGCUGAGCAGUCUAAAGGAGAAGAAACACAACCAGACCACUGGCUUCAUCGGACUGAAGGAUCUCCACUGUGUGCAGGGCUGCUACCCUCCAAGCCUGCUAAAAGCCUGGGACUCCUUCAACACACAGAGAGGAUCAGAGAAUGACCGGCCAGAUUUCUUCAAUGACGAGCAGCUGUUUCUGAUCCUGGAGUUCGAGUUUGGAGGCAGUGACCUGGAGAACAGUAAUGGACAGGUGAGGAGACCUGGAGAACAGUAAUGGACAGGUGAGGAGACCUGGAGAACAGUAAUGGACAGGUGAGGAGACCUGGAGAACAGUAAUGGACAGGUGAGGAGACGUGGAGAACAGUAAUGGACAGGUGAGGAGACCUGGAGAACAGUAAUGGACAGGUGAGGAGACCUGGAGAACAGCAAUGGACAGGUGAGGAGACCUGGAGAACAGUAAUGGACAGGUGAGGAGACCUGGAGA
Messenger RNA from Oncorhynchus masou masou (cherry salmon), 1485 nucleotides. RefSeq lists its product as uncharacterized. Gene Ontology annotation, biological process: mitotic cell cycle; protein phosphorylation; intracellular signal transduction. The transcript is spliced from 10 exons. Gene Ontology annotation, cellular component: nucleus; cytoplasm. Lineage: Eukaryota; Metazoa; Chordata; Actinopteri; Salmoniformes; Salmonidae. The record is from RefSeq and is a predicted model, not a curated record. Gene Ontology annotation, molecular function: ATP binding; histone H3T3 kinase activity. The coding region runs from base 1 to 1275 and encodes 424 amino acids.